UCUAGACGACAAAAAUAAUCAACCCUUAUAAAACUUGUUCUUUAAUAUACUAUUUUAAACUUGAAGCACAAAAUUAGACUUGUAUUCUAAUCAUCUAAUAAUUUUUGCUGAGAGUUAAUUGUCUAAAUAAAAAAUAACAUUCAACGUAACAAUUCCAAAGUCCCCAAACCGAGAAAUGUCACAAUUUUGUUUGUUGUCAAAUUUCCCAAAAGCGAGGUUAUUGUGUCAUUACCGGUGUUUUGGAAGCAUGUCUGUUAUUCCCCAAGUCCCCGACGCUGAUAUCGACCCAAACGGCGUCUUCAAGUACAUCCUUAUCAAACUCACAUGUCCCAACACUGAUGGCAAAAUUGAGGAAAAGAACAUCGUAAGAGGAUAUGCUUCAUGUCCUUAUCACUCCGAUAUCAACGAUAAAGUCACCGAAGAAUUACAAAAUUUAAAAUCAGCGAAAACUAUCAGAGAUUGGCGUACAAAAGUCUUGGGAGGUGGACGAAUUAAUCACGAUUCAGAGGGAAAAAAUAUCAAAGUGUAUGGGUAUUCUCAAGGUUAUGGUAAAGCAAACCAUGAGAUUACUGUUGAUAUUUUGAAAAAACACUAUUGCGAUUAUAACAUCACUUGGUCUGAUGACGGAUAUUAAAUACCUAACUUGUAAAUAAUAAAAUUCUUUUGAAACAAA
Molecule: messenger RNA, 673 nt
Organism: Tribolium madens (black flour beetle)
Lineage: Eukaryota; Metazoa; Arthropoda; Insecta; Coleoptera; Tenebrionidae
Product: 14 kDa phosphohistidine phosphatase-like
Exons: 2
Coding region: 176-634 (152 amino acids)
Biological process (GO): peptidyl-histidine dephosphorylation
Cellular component (GO): cytosol
Molecular function (GO): protein histidine phosphatase activity
Source: RefSeq, a predicted model, not a curated record